Molecule: messenger RNA, 958 nt
Organism: Manis javanica (Malayan pangolin)
Lineage: Eukaryota; Metazoa; Chordata; Mammalia; Pholidota; Manidae
Source: RefSeq, a predicted model, not a curated record
UUUAAUGGACACAGAUAACCAGACAUGGGUGAGAGAGUUUAUUCUGCUCGGCCUGUCCAGUGACUGGGACACUCAGGUCUGUCUUUUUGUCCUGUUCUUGAUCACAUACAUGGCGACAGUGCUGGAGAACUUCCUCAUUGUCCUUCUGAUCAGACUGGACAGCCGACUCCACACUCCCAUGUAUUUCUUCCUCAGCAACCUCGCACUUGUUGAUGUGUCUUACGCCACAAGCAUCGUCCCUCAGAUGCUGGUGCAUCUUCUUGCAGAACAUAAAGCUAUCUCCUUUGUGAGCUGUGCAGCCCAGUUAUUCUUCUCCCUGGCCUUGGGUGGGAUUGAGUUUGUUCUACUGGCAGUGAUGGCCUAUGACCGCUAUGUGGCUGUGUGUGACCCCCUGAGGUACUCAGUCAUCAUGCAUGGAGGGCUCUGUGCCAGGUUGGCCACCACGUCCUGGGUCAGUGGGUCUGUCAACUCUGUCAUGCAGACCGCCAUCACCUUUCAGCUGCCCAUGUGCACAAACAAGUAUAUUGAUCAAGUAUCUUGUGAAAUCCUAGCUGUGCUCAGGCUGGCCUGUGUGGACACCUCCUCCAAUGAGGUUGCAAUCAUGGUUUCUAGCAUCAUCCUGCUGAUGACACCCUUCUGCCUGGUUCUCUUGUCCUACAUCCAGAUCAUCUCCACCAUCCUAAAGAUCCAGUCCACAGAGGGGAGGAGGAAAGCCUUCCACACCUGUGCCUCCCACCUCACAGUGGUUGCCCUGUGCUAUGGCAUGACCAUUUUCACUUAUAUCCAGCCCCGUUCCAGCCCUGCUGUCCUUCAGGAGAAGUUGAUCUCUGUCUUCUAUGCUAUUUUGAUGCCUGUGCUGAACCCCAUGAUUUAUACUCUAAGGAACAAAGAGGUGAAGGGGGCCUGGCAGAAACUAUUAGGAAAAUUAUCUGGAUUAAAAUCUAAACUGUCAACGUGA